AUGUGUGCUAAUUCUAAUUAUAAUGGAAAAUUAAUUCAUUUAAUUGAACAAUAUGGACUCAGCCCUCCAAAUGAAGAAAGAAUAGUGUAUCUUCCAAAUAAAUGCUUAAAAAGUGAUUCAAAUUUGUUAUGUACUCCAUAUAUGUGUAUAAAAAAUGAUUUUAAUGAAUCAUAUUCAUGUGAAUAUGAAGAAAUUAGUAUUGUAAAAAACAUUUUUCCAAGUCCAGAAACAUUCAAAGCAAUAUCGACAAAUCAUAAGGCUAUUUAUCAUGAAAGUAAUCUUAGAUCUUCUUCAGUUUAUGCAAUGACUCUCAUGCCUUUUUUAAUUAUUUUCAUUUUUUUUUUUUGUUAUAUGUAUAAGAUUUUUAGAAAGAAGAGAAGAAAAAUUAAUUAA
Molecule: messenger RNA, 393 nt
Organism: Plasmodium gallinaceum
Lineage: Eukaryota; Apicomplexa; Aconoidasida; Haemosporida; Plasmodiidae
Product: fam-e protein, fragment
Exons: 2
Coding region: 1-393 (130 amino acids)
Source: RefSeq, a predicted model, not a curated record